AGGUUUUGUUUCUUUGUUUCUUCUCAAUAUAUCAGUAUGUCUAUUAAAAAUGUGAUUUCACUUUUAAUGGUCCUAUGCAUCGUAGUUUCUGUAAAUGCUCAGUUGCCACAAUUUUCGUUUUUCUCUGAUCCAUUUCAGUUGAUUUCUGGUAUGCCAGGAUUUUCUCAUGUAACAAAAUGUUAUUCAUCUUUUAUGAAAUUUCCAAUAUGCGUUAUAGAAGUUUCUCGAGCCAUAUCUGCUCUACAAGUGGGCAACAUCGGUCAUACUUGUUGCAAGGCAUAUUUAAACACUGAAGAUAACUGUUUGCCAAAAAUUUCAUUCAUGCCAAGUUUUCCUUCUUUGAUAAGGAUACACUGUUCAAAAGUUGUUGGCGCAUCAAAAUAGAAUUUUAAAAUAUUAUGUGAGUCUUUUAACAUUAAAAAAAAAAAAUAUUAUAUUUUAAAUAUGGUUGAUUCGAUAAAUGUUGUACUCAAAAACUACAAUAAUACAAUAAUAGCACUACAACAUUCAAUUUUCAAUGUUUCAUCUUUCUUCAG
Molecule: messenger RNA, 536 nt
Organism: Arabidopsis lyrata subsp. lyrata
Lineage: Eukaryota; Viridiplantae; Streptophyta; Magnoliopsida; Brassicales; Brassicaceae
Biological process (GO): regulation of double fertilization forming a zygote and endosperm; double fertilization forming a zygote and endosperm; regulation of protein localization to cell surface
Cellular component (GO): vesicle; extracellular region
Source: RefSeq, a predicted model, not a curated record